Dissoconium aciculare CBS 342.82 is the source of this 1642-nucleotide messenger RNA. RefSeq lists its product as uncharacterized. NCBI's taxonomy places the organism in Eukaryota, Fungi, Ascomycota, Dothideomycetes, Mycosphaerellales, Dissoconiaceae. Gene Ontology annotation, molecular function: pyridoxal phosphate binding; cystathionine gamma-lyase activity. Gene Ontology annotation, cellular component: cytoplasm. Gene Ontology annotation, biological process: transsulfuration. The coding region runs from base 164 to 1420 and encodes 418 amino acids. The transcript has a single exon. The record is from RefSeq and is a predicted model, not a curated record.
UUCAUCACUAGCAUCUACAACGUUGUGCCGCUAUUAACCGUCCCCGCCAAAGAAAGACCCCGUUGGCACACCUAGUAUCUUCACAUCUGCGAGCGAGCGACAUUGAAUACAGCAGCAGUGCAGAAACCACAGCACUCACGGCAAUUGAAUCGAGUCUCUCACGAUGACUGUCGCUCAGAAUGGCACGAACGGCCACGCAUCGAUCGAAACGCCACCACGAGCACCCUCGCCUGCACAACGAUUCGGCACUCUGGCAGUGCACGCGGGAUCCCCGCACGACCCGGUGACCGGCGCGGUCAUUGAAUCGAUCUCCCUCAGCACAACAUUCGCCCAAUCUUCCGUCGGCAAGCCCAUUGGCGAGCACGAAUACGUCCGAUCGUCCAACCCGAACCGCUGGAACUUCGAGAAUGCCGUAGCCGCUCUCGAGAAGGCCAAAUAUGCGCUGGCCUUCUCCUCCGGCUCCGCGACCACGGCCGUCAUCUUGCAAAGCCUCGCCGCCGGCAGUCACGUCGUAUCCGUAUCCGACGUGUACGGAGGCACUCACAGAUAUUUCACCAAAGUAGCCUCUGCACACGGCGUGCGCGUCACGUUCACACCCAGCAUCGAGCUAGACCUGGAGAGCCUGCUGACUCCCGAGACGAAGCUCAUCUGGAUCGAAUCGCCCUCCAACCCGACCCUGUCGCUCGUAGACAUUCGACAUGUCGCUGACAUCGCGCAUCGCAGCGGAAUCCAGGUCGUUGUAGACAACACCUUCCUCUCACCAUACAUCCAGAACCCUCUCUCCCACGGCGCCGACAUCGUCGUGCACAGUGUCACGAAAUACAUCAACGGCCACUCCGACGUCCUCAUGGGCGUAGCGGCGUUCAACUCCGACGCCCUGAAAGAGCGGUUGUCGUUCUUACAAAACGCCAUCGGCGCCGUCCCCAGCGCCUUUGACUGCUGGCUCGCCCACCGCGGCCUCAAAACCUUGCACCUCCGCGUGCGCGAAGCCAGCAAGAACGCCCUGGCCGUCGCCCAAGCUCUCGCCGCCAGCCCGCACGUCGUCUCCGUCAACUACCCCGGCCUCGACUCGCACAAGCAGCGCAAGAUCGCUGUCAAGCAGCACCGCGACGGCCUCGGCGGGGGCAUGCUCUCCUUCCGCAUCAAAGGCGGCAACGCCGCGGCCAACCUCUUCUGCGAGGCCGUCACCAUCCCCACGCUGGCCGAGUCCCUGGGUGGCGUGGAGAGUCUGGUCGAGGUCCCCGCCUCCAUGACGCACAUGGGCAUCCCCAAGGAGGCGCGGGAGAAGUCGGGGGUGUUUGACGAUCUCAUCCGCCUCUCGUGCGGCAUCGAGGACGGCGAGGAUCUGGUGGCGGAUGUGCUGCGCGCCUUGGAAAAGGUCGUUGCCGGCGGAGCGAAUGGCACCAAUGGCCACGCUUGAAGGAGGAGGGGAUGAAGGCAGUGGGCCACCUCAACGAGAAAAAGCCAUAGCGUCGGGGAAAACAUGGGUGGGAAGAGUGUGCGUUUUGAGCGAGGAUACAUUUGUUCUUCUUGGGUGUGGCGCUUGAUCCGAGGUCACGAUAAACCUGGACAACGAUAUAGACGACUUCUCCGAACGUCAUGGUUUCGGGUUGUGUAGACGAAGCGGCGUGCAAACGCCUGG